This is a messenger RNA of Verticillium alfalfae VaMs.102, 2520 nucleotides long. RefSeq names its product bromodomain-containing factor 1. Gene Ontology annotation, biological process: regulation of DNA-templated transcription; chromatin remodeling. The record is from RefSeq and is a predicted model, not a curated record. The coding region runs from base 1 to 2520 and encodes 839 amino acids. The transcript is spliced from 4 exons. Lineage: Eukaryota; Fungi; Ascomycota; Sordariomycetes; Glomerellales; Plectosphaerellaceae. Gene Ontology annotation, cellular component: chromatin; nucleus.
AUGGCAACGGCAGCCACGAUGACGCGGUCUGCGCCGAGCAAGCCUGACUCUACGUCCGAGCCUACGCCAGCAAAGGAGGCACCCGAGACUGCGAAAUCGGCCUCAAAGUCGCCACAGCCGCCAGCAUCACUGCCCCCGAAGCCUCCGGCGGCCGCCGCAACAACCGAUGAGGCUCCUCAGAAGGAGUCAUCCCCGGCAAAGGAUGAACCUAUCCAGCCAUCUAUUGAGUCAUCGAACUCGGGGGACGCCACGGCAAAGACGACUGAGUCGAGCAAGCCAGAAAAGGCUUCUCCGCCGGACGAGGCGGACGACGUAGAAAUGCAACUCGACUCACCCGAACCCGAAGCCGCCCCCAAGUCACCAGCUGCCAAGCCAAACGGGACGGAAAAGACGUCUUCGCCACCCACAUCCAACCCGACUGCCGAUGUAGACCUGAAACCAGCGAGCUUGUCCCAACUCGACCUCGAUGGCAAGAAGGGCUCUCCCUCGCCACGACCUGAUGCUGACGUCACUAUGAACGACGCUCCAGCAUCUUCCUCAAAUAAGGUCGCCCGUGAUCGCGAGGAUGAUAAUGUCGAGGAGCCUGCUGCCAAGCGCGCAAAGACCGAACCCCGGGACGAGGAGCCCGAGCCUGCGACAGAGCGCGCAGCAACGGCCGAGUCCACAGUCGAGGUGGCGUCUCGCCUGGAUGUCGCGACAGAUGACGAACCCGACCCAUUCCGCAAUCUGAAGGGCUGGAUGACGCGGCUCUCAACGCGACGCCUGUCACGCAGCAUCGGAUCCGCGAGUACCGCAAGUCCUUGCCGGUAUCAAGAAGACAAAGCAUGGCGCUAUCUUCAAGGACUCUGUCGCAAAGAUGUGGCCUCAGCUUGGCGGAAACUAUGCUGCUCUUGUCGCGAAACCCAUGGACAUUGCAACGCCGUGUCCUUCAACGGCCCCAGCCACGACGUCACACUCGCGGGGAAAAACGUAGUGCCGGCGAUCUGGGCUAGGCUCCUGGAUAUCCCGGCCGAGGAGCCCCCCAAAGCAAAGGCGCCACCCAAGCACAACCCUUCGAGGCAGGCCGAACAACGGCCGCCUGUCGCUGCGCCCCGACCUGCUGCCGUCCGUAAAGAACCGCGUCCCGUGCCCCCCAGUCCCGCCGCUAGACCCGACGCUGAGGCAUACGCCGUACCGCCUGGUGGCGUGCCGCAGGUCCGACGGGCGUCAACGCACAAUGACACGGACAGGCCGAAGCGCGCAAUCCACCCGCCCAAGAGCAGAGACAUGGAUUACAUGGCGCUUCAGAAUUUUAACAAAAAGAAGCUGCCGUUGGAUCUGCAAUUUGCCUACGAGGUCGUCUCCUCCCUGAUGGAUGUCAAGCACGAGGCCAUCAAUGCACCCUUUGUCGUGCCUGUCGACCCUGUCGCGCUGCAGAUUCCUCAGUACUACUCCCUUAUCAAGAACCCCAUGGACCUGGGUACCAUCAAGAAGAAGCUCAUGACAAACGAGUACCAGACCGCCAAGAGCGUUGUGGGCGACGUGCAGCUCAUUGUGAAGAACUGCCUCAAGUUCAACGGCCCUGACCACCCCGUGUACGGGCUCGCGGUCCAGCUCGAGAGGCUCUUCCGCGACAUGUGGAGCAAGAAGGAGCAAUGGAUCACCAAGCACACGCCGGCCAAGCCCGCGUCAGAUGCUGGGUCGGGUGAGGACAGCGAGGAAGAGUCAGAAGACGAGCAAGCCGCCUCUGCACCCGCUGCUAAGAUCACUAACGGCGCGAUCCAGCAGCUCGAGCAGCGACUCGCGGACGAGACGAGAAAUCUGUCGCAGCUGCUCAUGAACAUAGACAACCCCGACGAGACGAUGAUUGAUGUGCAGCGUACUGUCGUGAAUGCCAUCAGGAAGCGUCUCAUCGAAGAGAAGGAGCGCGCCGGGACCCAGAAGGCUGAAAAGCCGGCCAAGAGCAAACCUGCCAAGCCAAGCCACAAGGCCAAGGCCCCUGGCAACGGUCCGAGCAAGAAGGCCGCCGGUGGCCCGUCGCACAAGAAGGGUGGUGCUUCAGGACCCAAGAAGAAGCGGCAGAUGACUCAGGUUGAGAAGGACGCGAUCGCCAACGGUAUCAACGACUUGGACGAGAACAAUAUCGCGCGGGCCAUUGACAUUAUCAAGAAGGACACGGGUCAAUCUGAAAACGACAGCGGCGAGCUCGAGCUGGAGAUUGACCAGCUGACUCCCGAUGCCCUCCACAAGCUGUGGGAUCUUCUCAAGAAGGUUCUUCCCGGUUUCGCCGCCUCGGUGCAUCCUCCAGCGGCAGCCGCACGUGACUCGUCCCCAGGUAGCGCCAGCGGUGGCGGACAGAAGAAGUCGGGCAAGCCGAAGAAAAACAAGUCCAUGAAUGCUCGCGAACAAGAGGCGCGCAUUGCCGAGCUCGAGCGCCUCAAGAACCAGUACCAGUCAGGCCAAGAGCCCGCUGGUGAACGUGACCCGGAGGUGCCUCUUCACCCGCUGCGUGAGGACUCUUCUGAUUCUGAGGAAGAGUGA